Messenger RNA from Chenopodium quinoa (quinoa), 1245 nucleotides. Its product is annotated as MLP-like protein 34. Gene Ontology annotation, biological process: defense response. Bases 193 to 459 code for a protein of 88 amino acids. The record is from RefSeq and is a predicted model, not a curated record. The transcript is spliced from 2 exons. NCBI's taxonomy places the organism in Eukaryota, Viridiplantae, Streptophyta, Magnoliopsida, Caryophyllales, Amaranthaceae.
GAAAAUGAAUUUACAAAUUGAUCAAAAGGAGUGGUUCAAAGUGACGGAAUAUUUACCGACCUCUUAGCUUUUUUCUAUUAUAUAAGACACCUUUGCUCUUCCUUACCUUCCAUCGAUCGAUCAACUCGACCUUGAGAUAUUAGAAAUUUGUUCAAUCACUAACAGUAUUUUAGUAGUGUUCUAAGGGAAGAAAUGGCUCAGCUUCGAAGUGUUGAAGGCCAAGUUGAGCUCAAGUGUCAUGCUGACAAUUUCUUUGAUGUUUGGGCUGGCAAAGCUCACCUUAUUUCCAAAAUAAGCCCUAACAAAAUUGCCAAAGUUGAGCUUGUUGAGGGCGAGUGGAAUAAGGUUGGUGCUGUCAUUAGCUGGACAUAUCUCAUCGAUGAUAACGGUGAAACUUCAUUAAUUUCCGCCAAGACAAGAGUUGAAGAGCUGAAUUUCAAGAACAGGUCGUUGAGCUAAAAUAUCCUUGACGGAUAUGUCAUGCAAAGUUACUACAAGUCCUUCAAGCCCAAGAUGGAAGUCAUUCCACGGCGAGGGCUGCAUUAUGAAGUGGAGCAUUGAAUAUGAGAAGAUGAACGAGGAUGCUGCUGAACCAAAAAUGCACGUUGCUUUAUCACUCGAGCUUGCAAAAGAAAUCGAUGCUCAUGGUUGCAGCGCUUGAUGAUGAAGAUAAGCCAUUGCGCAUGCUUUCACGCUUAUGCAUGGUGCAUUACAUUGACGGAGUAUAUUACAAGUUUACAACUAGCUGCCUUACUAUAAAUAAUAAAUGGGCAAGCCAUGCUAUAUUUGGCUAUUGUUAAGUGAAAAAAAAAAUAAAAAAAAAUAAAAUCGAGCGAAUGAAGAAGAACGAAGAGCUGAAGAACAAACUAGAAAAUGAAAUCAACUCCGCAGAAGAAACGCAACGAGCUAUACAUGCUCUGAUACCAUGUUAAAAACUGAAGUUCGAAGCUCAAACAAUCAUCAAUGGCAGAACCAAGGUGAUUUCACCAUUGAAGCUUUGCACAAAUCAGAGAUGAAAUGUAGAGAGAGAAAAGUGUUUGAGAGAAGUUAAUUUUUGUGUGAUUUGAUUAAGAAGAAAUAAUGAUAACAGCUGAGUAUUUAUACAAGAAAGUAAAUAGCAUAAUUUCCUCAACAAAUUAGUAUUAGUUGUAACAAACUAGUGAGCUGGCAAAGUUUGUGUUUGUUAUAGCUGAUUUUCUCUUUACUCUGCUUCUAAACUGUUCUCAACAUAACUAAAAUUUUAAU